GGGGCGGGCUGAGGACUACUGCUCCCGGCGUGCACUGCACCCCCGCCUGGCGGGACUACGCGUCCCGGCGUGCACCGCGCCACACCCACCCCACCCCCACCCCCGGCCGGCGCGAGGCGCGGGAGAGGCCGGGGACACGGGGCCCCUGCGGUGCCAUGCGCCUCUCGGCUCUGCUGCACGUGCAGCAGCUGCGGCUGCCCCGUGGUUACCGGCACGGCACGUGGCGCCCAGACACCGCCGCUGCCCGGCGCCGCAACCCCCCGGGGCUGUGCCGCCGCAAGAUCUUUGUGGAACCCAUCGCCAGGGAAGACUGGAAAGUGUUCGGGGGUGACACAGUCCAGGUCCUGACUGGGAAGGAUGCGGGGAAGCAGGCAAUGGUCACGCAGGUUGUGCGAGCCCGCAACUGGGUUGUGGUGGAAGGGCUGAACACGCACUACCGCUACAUCAACCCAAGCCAAUAUCCCGGGACCUACAUCGCCAGCGAGGCACCGCUGCUGCUCAACCAGAUCUCGCUGGUGGACCCCGAGGACCGGAAGCCGACUGAGGUGGAAUGGCGCUACACAGAGGAGGGCGAGCGGGUUCGCGUCUCCCUGCGCAGCGGUCGGAUCAUCCCCCUUGCCCCUGGCGGGCAGCGCUGGGACGGCAUCGUCCCCGAGCAGUGGAUCGACGGCCCGAAGGACACGUCAGAGGAUGAUGCGCUGAAAAAGACGUACGUGCCAUCGUUGAAGACCUUUGAGGAGGAGAUCAUGGACGCCAUGGGGAUUGUGGAGACACGCAGGGCCAAGAAAUCCUACUGGUAUUAACUGGGGGGGGGACGCGGGGGGAUGCCAGAACCCCCCUGGGGUCAGGGUCUGCAAUAAAGACCCCCCCUUUAUUUUC
Messenger RNA from Falco peregrinus (peregrine falcon), 879 nucleotides. It is a transcript of the gene MRPL24, whose product is annotated as mitochondrial ribosomal protein L24. Gene Ontology annotation, cellular component: ribosome; mitochondrion. Gene Ontology annotation, biological process: translation. Lineage: Eukaryota; Metazoa; Chordata; Aves; Falconiformes; Falconidae. The record is from RefSeq and is a predicted model, not a curated record. Gene Ontology annotation, molecular function: structural constituent of ribosome; RNA binding.